AUGCAGCGUCAACGCCAUAUUUCGAUCGCAAUUUCACUGAUAUCCAUCUUGUUUUAUUCCGCAUUAACUAGAGCUCUUCCUGCACCUGAGUUUGGUUACAAUAAAGAUAGUGGAAAUGGGCCCGAACACUGGGGUGAUAUUAAGGAAGAAUGGGCAGCCUGUAAAAUAGGGCAAAUACAGUCUCCUAUUGAUUUGUCCAGUAAAAGUGUGCAAGUGAUCCCCAUGUUAGAGGGGCUCAAGUACUGGACUUAUAACCCUCAACAUGCUACUGUCUUGAACAUCGGUAAUGUUAUUGCAGUGGUGUGGAAAGGGGAUGCAGGCUCAAUUGACAUAGAUGGAACACGUUUCCCCCUCGUACAAGCCCAUUGGCACUGGCCCUCCGAACAUACCAUCAAUGGCCGGAGGUAUGACUUGGAGUUGCACAUGCUUCAUGUUAGCCCGCAACCUGAUGGAACAAACAAGACAGCUGUUGUUGGUAUUUUGUACAAGUACGGUUCCCCUGAUCCAUUGCUCUCUAAGUUGGGAGAAUACAUAACGGACAUUCCUGAAAAGAACCAAGAGAAAAGCGUAGGGGUGAUUGAUCCCUCAGAAUUCAUAAAAGGUAGCAAGAUGUACUACAGAUACAAGGGAUCACUCACUACACCUCCCUGCACUGAAGGCGUCAUUUGGACCGUUCAUAAUAAGAUAAGAACUGUUUCAAAAGAACAAGUGAAGUUACUGGAGGAUACGUAUGCUAAAAGGAAUGCAAGGCCACUGCAGCCCCAAAAUGAGAGAGAGAUACAACUCUACGUCUCAAAGCCAAAGAAUAAGCCUCAGCAUUAG
Messenger RNA from Sphenostylis stenocarpa, 822 nucleotides. The record is from the annotation of a GenBank genome assembly. Lineage: Eukaryota; Viridiplantae; Streptophyta; Magnoliopsida; Fabales; Fabaceae.